AUGAUUGCUGCGGUAUUAAAUAUUUGUUUUUAUUAAAUUAAGUUCGUAAUAUUAAUUUUAUUUAAUAUAAUAUAAUUAUAUAAAGGCAUAUGAAACAACAGCUUAUACAUUUUACAAUUGCCUAUUAUUGUUAGCUAUGAAUCCAAAAUAUCAGGAUAUAUUGUAUGAAGAAAUUAUGUCUAUUUGCCCAGAGGAUGAUAUCGAUGUAACAUAUGAUCACAUUCGUCAAAUGCCUUAUCUUGAAAUGGUUUUAAAUGAAACAAUGCGUCUUAUUUCGACAGUAGCAUUAGUUGGUCGUAAACUUAGAAAAGAUAUGAUUUUAAAAGAUGGUUUGUUUUUAGCUGAAGGAACUAAUAUUGUUCUUGAUUUAUUUCAUUUGCAUCGUAGCAAAAAAAUUUGGGGUCCGAAUGUAAUGGAAUUCAAUCCUGAUAAUUUUUUAAGUACAAAUAUGAAAAAUAAAAAUCCUUACAGCUUUAUACCAUUUACAAAAGGAAUACGAAAUUGUGUUGGUUGGCGAUAUGCAAUGUUUUCAAUGCAAAUUUUAUUGGUUCACAUAAUCAAAGAGUAUGAAAUUAAAACAAAAUGGAAAUUAGAUGAUCUACAUUAUAAAAUGAAAAUAACAAUUGCUUAUCAUAAUAAUCCGGAAAUUGAAUUUCUUUAUAGGAAUAAAAAUUUAACAAAAUAAAUAAAGCUUGUUAGAAAUACUUUAUA
Messenger RNA from Condylostylus longicornis, 711 nucleotides. RefSeq names its product probable cytochrome P450 313a4. Gene Ontology annotation, molecular function: oxidoreductase activity, acting on paired donors, with incorporation or reduction of molecular oxygen; monooxygenase activity; iron ion binding. The transcript has a single exon. Bases 137 to 685 code for a protein of 182 amino acids. The record is from RefSeq and is a predicted model, not a curated record. Lineage: Eukaryota; Metazoa; Arthropoda; Insecta; Diptera; Dolichopodidae.